This is a messenger RNA of Salvelinus sp. IW2-2015, 1078 nucleotides long. Its product is annotated as protein shisa-3 homolog. NCBI's taxonomy places the organism in Eukaryota, Metazoa, Chordata, Actinopteri, Salmoniformes, Salmonidae. The record is from RefSeq and is a predicted model, not a curated record.
UGUAAUAACAACAAAUACGGACACAGGAUUCCUAUCUCCAGUUGGAAUGAGGACCGAGCGUUUUGCUGUUGGGACUUUCAUCAGUCUGAUUCUCCAAGUGGGCAUGACGCACCAGAGGACGAAUGGUGAAUAUUGCCAUGGUUGGAAGGACGCGCAAUCUACCUGGCGAGAGGGUUUCCACUGUCCCGAGCGCAACGAUCAAAGAGAAGCGGUGAUCUGCUGCGGAGCUUGUGGGCUGCGCUACUGUUGCGCACUCAUGGGAGCAAGACUGGAUCAGGGAAACUGCAACAACCACGAGCAAGUUCAACAGCCUGGCACUUCUGAUGACAAGAAAGUUGCCAAGAGCGCAGUACCUGUCUAUGUUCCCUUUGUGAUUGUGGGCUCUUUGUUUCUGGCCUUUAUCUUUCUGGGCUCCAUGGUGGCCAUGGGUGUCUGUCUGAGUCGUAAACAGGAGAUCUCCCAAAGCCCAGAAGGUGCUGCUGGGCCCCAAGGUGGGAGUGGAAAGCAGCAGCAGGAGGCUGUACCCAUGACUGUGACUACAGGGAUGUCCUGUGGUUCCUCUGCAUCUCUCUACCCUCCCAAUGCCAGCCAAGCCUGUCCAACUGGACCCUCAUGUGUCCACCAAACCUUACAGAGGCAGGAAACUCCCACCAGUCUACAACCCUCCAUGGCUCAACCUUCUACCAUGCACCCCUCCAUGGUGUUUUCCACCCUGGUUCACCCCUCCAUGCUUCACCAUUCCAUAAUGCAUCCUUAUAUGGCUCAAAUGCCUACUCUGUAUACCUCACAAGAGGGAAGCCGUCUUCUACCAUCUCCCUGCCCCCCAUCUGGCUAUACCAGUACUAAACCCAGACACACUGAAGUGAUCAUAUAAUUCGUGGCUUUGACAUUUACAGACUCCAGUGCGGAGUAUUUGGGUAUUCAAAUAUGAAAAUAUUAAUAAGCCUAGAAAAUGGAAAGUAAUAAAUUGCUGACCUAUUUCGGGUGUUUUGUCCAUAAUAGAGUUAUAUUAUUGUUAAGUAUUUCUGAUGCAGCUGCUAAACUCUGUACAUAACCCCAUCACGUGAUAUCAUGACUC